ACAACCAAGGAAUGUGAAGAUCUGAGAAAAGAAAACAAGUACUUAACCAACGAGAUCCACAUGGAGCGGAUUGUGAUGCGCACAGAGAACGAGCUGACCAUGAGGAACCUCAGGAACCUGAACCAGGAGCUGCAGGCGCAAGUCAAAGAGCACACUGAUCUGCAGCUUUUACUGGCACAAACAGAAAAGAAUUACUUUGAAACCAAGCUGAAGCUGGACCGAGUGUCUGGGGAGAAACAGGCCCUGCUGCAGGAGAACAGGAGCCUGGAGGAGGACAGAGACAAUCUCCGACACAAGCUGAGACAGAUCACCGAGGAAAAUGUCCAAAUUAAACAGAGUGAGAUGGAUUCAAGGCGCAGAGCGAUGACGUCAGAGGAGGAGAGCAAAAAGGCCAACCAGGCUCAACGGGAGGCCGAGGCCGAGAGGCGUGUGGCUGAGAAGGAGAGGCAGGAGAGGACGGCCGAGUGCCUGAGCUGGAGGGAGAGGCACCAGGAUUUAGCCGACAGAUUCAGAGCUCAGGACGACCUGAAGGCUCUGAGGCAGAACAAGGCAUGUCAGGCCAACAUCAAGAGUUAUUUCCUCUGUAUGACAGAAAGUGAUCAGAGGGUUAAAAUUCUCAAAAAUCAAGACGGCACCCCAAGAAAUUUUACGGAAGGAGACCCUGUGUAUAUCUCCACCUCUGAGUCCAGUCCUGAAGAGCCCGAGAGGAGUUCAACCAGGGCCAUGUUCAGAGUCUCUGCCCCACACACGGGGAGGGAUCAGGGCCCGAGUCACUUUGAUGAGCUGCCCGCCUUCGGAGGAGAGCGACCUGACUCUGCCCCUCCACGCAGAAGCAGGAAGGUGGUGGAAUACUUCUGGAUCCCUACAGACCAGGAGUAGUCCACAGCUGCUGUUUUGUUAUAGCAGAGAAUGGUGAAACCGGCCCUGCUUCAUCGUCACAGCAGGCAGAGGAGGGAGAUGACUGUUGUCGAGGAGUUGAGAUACUUGAAACUCACCAUGUUGCACCACU
Molecule: messenger RNA, 1009 nt
Organism: Epinephelus fuscoguttatus (brown-marbled grouper)
Lineage: Eukaryota; Metazoa; Chordata; Actinopteri; Perciformes; Serranidae
Exons: 7
Coding region: 61-879 (272 amino acids)
Source: RefSeq, a predicted model, not a curated record